Messenger RNA from Dromiciops gliroides (monito del monte), 3071 nucleotides. RefSeq names its product ADP ribosylation factor like GTPase 6 interacting protein 1 (gene ARL6IP1). Bases 379 to 990 code for a protein of 203 amino acids. Lineage: Eukaryota; Metazoa; Chordata; Mammalia; Microbiotheria; Microbiotheriidae. The transcript is spliced from 6 exons. The record is from RefSeq and is a predicted model, not a curated record.
ACCUGUGAAGGGGAAGGGAGGAGAAGGAGGGGCUGAAGAGGUGGUAGGGUUUAGAACGGAUCCGAGAGAUAAUUGGCCAACCAAACCAUCUCCCCGCCCCUCAACCCAGGACUUUCUUUACAUUUUCUCAGCCUCGUUUUGAAAACAUGCACCGAUUCGUGGUUGGUUGGUAUGAGCCUCUGCUUCUCCUGAAUUCUACCAAUGAAAAGACCAGCUCGCAAGGCCUCUCGGGAAAAGGAGCCGGCCUAUAAAAAGGCCUGGUGAUUUAUGCCAUAUCUAUUAAGGAUCUUGAGAAGGGUCGUCCUUUUUUUUGUUUUGUUUUUUCUAUAGGGAUUCCGGAGGCGCCGGCCGGUGAGCCUGGGAGGUGCUACGGUGACCAUGGCGGAGGGGGACAACCGCAGCAGCAACCUGCUGGCUGCAGAAACUGCCAGCUUGGAAGAACAGUUACAAGGAUGGGGAGAAGUAAUGCUCGUAGCUGAUAAAAUCCUUCGAUGGGAAAGAGCCUGGUUUCCACCUGCAGUUGUGGGUGUUGUGUCUUUGGUAUUCCUUUUGAUCUACUACUUAGAUCCAUCUGUUCUUUCUGGUGUUUCCUGUUUCGUUAUGUUUUUGUGCCUGGCUGACUACCUUGUACCCAUUCUUGCUCCUAGAAUAUUUGGCUCCAAUAAAUGGACAACUGAGCAACAGCAGAGAUUCCAUGAAAUCUGCAGCAAUCUGGUGAAGACACGGCGAAGAACUGUUGGCUGGUGGAGACGCCUCUUCACCCUGAAGGAAGAAAAACCUAAAAUGUACUUCAUGACCAUGAUUAUUUCCCUUGCUGCAGUUGCUUGGAUUGGACAGCAAGUGCACAAUCUUUUCCUCACCUACCUUAUUGUAACUUUCUUACUGCUACUUCCUGGACUAAACCAACAUGGAAUCAUUUCAAAAUACAUCGGAAUGGCCAAAAGGGAGAUAAACAAGCUCCUCAAACAAAAGGAGAAGAAAAAUGAAUGAGGCACCUCUUUCAUUCAGUAUCAUAAAUGUGACAGACAUAGUGUUCUUGGGAGCAGUUUCUACAAAGUGUGUGUACUAACAUGUUACAGAAGCACAUUUUUACUUUCUUGUUUAACUUCUGAUUGGCUCUGGAUAAGAUUUUGAGACUUGCCAGUUGAAAGCUCUAUGCAAAAUUCAGCAGAAUGUCUUUACUGAUUAAUAUUGAAAACAUAGAAGAUAGCUGUCUAUGAAAGGACCCCCUCUGGACUUGUUCUUAUUUCAUUACCCAAGGUUCACUGAAACUGAACUGAACUAAAACAACCCUUUAGUAGAGUAGUUUAGUAAUUCACUAGUAUAGUAAUUCACUUUAAUCCUUUAGAAUGUUAAUGGUAACUUGAGUAAUACAGUCCAUCUUGCAAUGGAAAAUCUCAGGUUAACCUUUUCCUCCUAGAGAAAUAGUGGUGGUCUGUGGGUAUAGAAAGUAGGUUUCAUGCCCUGCUUUGAAAAGUUGGCUCUGUGGAUGUAAUGACCAAUUUUGUCACUUCUCAUGAAGAGACCAAUUAGCAUUAAUUUUCCAUUCCUAUCCAGCACCAUGGAAAUGCCCACAGAAUUACUGAGAAGUGGUUCCAUGGCCUAGCUAAUAGUUUGGUUAGUGUAUUUCUCCUAUAAAACACCUUGGCACCUUUGAUCAUUUCUACCAAGUAGCAAUCUGGUACACUGUUGUCAGUGUAACUUCUAUUCAGUAAAUUGUUGAGAAGCUUCUUUAGAGUAUACUUCUAAAUAGAAUCCUACUCUUUUAAGAUGAUUAUCUAAAUUCCUGGCCUGGGGGAGAGAGAGGGCAAAGGAAGAACUAAUGAGUAGAGUCACCAUUAGGUAAAAACUCUAGAAACAGAGUUAUGUCAAAUAGUGUUCACCCCUAGCUCUAAGACCAGACAGGAUAAUUUAACCCUUAAAUGACUUAAGUCCCAUUCUGGGAAAUAACAGAGCUCAUGACAUACCAUUUUAAAUUCUCAGACCUAUAAAGUGACCCAGGUUAAUAGUAUAACAUGCUAGAAAGUCUGCCCGUUGUUUGUAUGAUUUGAAUUUGCCAGAUAUUCAAAUUAUAUUUGGCUUAGUAGCCAGAAAUUGAGGUAGCUUCCAAUUUGAAUAAAGAAGCCUACAAAGCUUUCAGCACUUCUCCAAAAACACCUUCCCCUGUGAAAAUGUCAAGGAAUGUUUAGAAACAAUACUUAAACUCUUAUUAACUAUGAUAUAGUUUUGUGAAUUUAAUUGCACUGAAAUUAUAAAAACUGGGCUGUGAUAUUUAUGUUCUAACAGUAAACUUUUGUUUUCAGAAUACUACUGUAGUCAAGGAGCCCAUGUAGCAUGAUUGGUUUUAUGAAUGUUGUCUGAUAUACAAACCACCUAGAGAAUAUUGCAUUUAUUUCCUCUUGUAAAUAAGCCUGUCUUCAUAGCUGUUUUUGUGUGUUGUACUGAUGACCUCUGCUGUUUUACUCCUGUUUUUCCUUCUAUUGUAUUUUGUGUAGGAAGAGGCAGGAAGAGAAAAAAGAGGGAGGGUAAAGAAUAAAAAAGUUAAACUCUUCACUUACAUUCUAGCAUUUUUUUAAAGCUCAACCGAGAAAAUUAUAUAAUCAAACUUAGAAAUCAUUGUGUUAAUCAGUUACCUUGAAUUCACUAUAACAUUAGAAGUAUUUACUAUAAAAGGAUCUGUCUUACACCUUAUACAAGCCAAUUUGUAUAGCAAAGAGGGUUAUGUGUUUUAAGGUAGUCCCCAUGACAUGGUCCUUGAGGGACAGUGUUAGUUUGGGGAACGAAGUGGGCCAAUUUAGUUGGAAUACAAGCAUGUGAAAGGGGAGUAAUGUGAAAUAAUCUUGGGAAGGUACACUGAAAUCUGGUACUGAGCUGGAAAUGCCAAACUGAGGAGUUUGUAUUUUAUCCCAGAGACUCGAUAGGGAGGGAACCAAAGAAGGUUCCUGAGCAGUAGAGUAGCAUGGUUAACUUGAGUGUCAGGAAUAUCCUUUUGGCAUCUGUAGAGAGAGAAGAGGCAAAGAAACCAACUGGAAAAGUACUUCUGUUGUUCCAGGAGAGAAGUGAUUGAGGGA